GGAAGAGGCUGAUACGGGAGACCGUGCAUUGGGAAGUGCCGAGAGACAGAGAAAGAAAGUGGAUCUGGAAGAAAAAAAUGAGGCAUGCUAUGUUCUACAGCUUCUCCAAAAGGAACAUGUAAAAACUAUAUAACUGGUUGAAGUUUAGGAGGAAGUAAACAUUGUUUAAAUGCCAGGUGCUCAAUUCUAAAAUGAAGCUUCAGUCCACAAGCUGGGGAGCUUUUGAAAACAAGCAAGCGAGCCAAGGAGGAAAGGAUGCAAAAUGUGAGUUGAAGAGAACUUUGAUUUCAACCUCCGGAUAUUAUUGACUUUUAAUAAGGUUUUUUAUGAAGAUUCUUCCACCUUUAUAAGCUGCACCAAUGUCACGUUAUAGAUACUUCAUAUUUAACCAGCGUGGUAUGAUUCCACUGGGAAUUCUGCAGAUAGCUUGUUCUACUGUCUGUGUAGUGUGUGGCUUCAUAGAUGGAUCAAUGAGGAAGGAUUCGAUACUCCGCCGGACCAAAAUACCCAUCUGGACAGGCAUGGCGAUGGCACUUCCAGGAGUUUUGGCAUUAUUUUCCGCUCAGAAAAAAAAUCCCAUUCUUGUACAUGCUGUGGUUGGAUCAGCUAUACUUUCUUGGAUAACCACAACUAUUUUAAUAAUAUAUGCGGCAUUGACAUUGAGUUAUGGUGAAGAUGAUGAUGAAGUGUUCCAGCAUAAACCCAGCUAUGUCAUACACGUGGAAUAUAUACUCAGUAAACUUGUUCAAGGAGCCAAUAUGACCAUACUACUGGCAUCUGUGGUUGGUAUUCUGAUGACAACCAUCAUAGUGUACCUUGGUUGUAGAAGCCUCCCCAUCUGUGGCUGCUUUGACAGUAUAACUGGAAUGCAGCCAUUGAUGACAGAAAACCAUCAACCUCAGAUGAUUGAGUUAAUCAGUAUCCAGCAAAAUGGUGGUGCUCAGCGAAUCCUAAAUGAUCCGGUACUGUAUGAUGGGAAUGGAGAGAAAGAGGAGGCAGAACUGAUGUCAAAGUCAACAGCAUCCUACAUGCUACUUUCUUAAAAUCAACUUUAAUCACGUGUGGUUGC
Molecule: messenger RNA, 1069 nt
Organism: Mobula hypostoma (lesser devil ray)
Lineage: Eukaryota; Metazoa; Chordata; Chondrichthyes; Myliobatiformes; Myliobatidae
Exons: 8
Coding region: 360-1043 (227 amino acids)
Cellular component (GO): membrane
Source: RefSeq, a predicted model, not a curated record